GGUCUUCACUCUCAAAGCUGCCAUCAGAAUACUCUUGAGUUACGUUCCACCACUACUGAACCAAAUUAGAACUUAGAUUUUAAAUUACAAUGUCAAACCUUUUCUGUCAUUGUGUUUCCUCUCUCUCUCUGUCUCUCUAUCUGUAGUUGCCAUCGGAGACAGCGUCGUUAGAUACAGAGUUUCCCAUGGCGACGGUGGAGCUCCUCCACCGGCUGUGUCACAUGGUGAAGGGGGAGCUGGGAUACGGGUUCAACCUGCACAGUGACAGAACACGGCGAGGACAGUUCAUACGCAGCGUGGAUCCCGGGUCCCCCGCCCAACACGCAGACCUCAGAUCCCGGGACAGGCUGGUGGAGGUGAAUGGAGUGAACAUCGAGGCGUUGAGACACUCAGAGGUGGUGGCGUUUAUACGUGGCGGGGGGGACGAGACACGCCUCCUGGUGGUCGACGCGGAAACAGACGAGCUGUUCAAGAGGCUCGGGGUCACGCCCACCAGCACACAUGUCAGAGAGGUCUAUGUGGACGAGCCAAUGACAGACAGCGCCCCACCCACCCCCUCUUCAACCACUGACCUCACUCCAAUGGAUCCACCAAUCAUCAACGUCACCCUGAUGGGCUCACCAAUCACCAACGGCUCGCCCAAUUCACAGACCAAUUCCCAGUACUCACGUGGCUCGACUACCCAAUCAGAAUUCAGCAGCUCAGAUAUGAGCAUUCAGGUCCCUGAGGAUUAUGAGCGCCGUGUUUCAGACCCGUUCCUGGACAGCGGACUGCAUCUGAGCCCCACGGCAGCCGAGGCCAAAGAGAGGGCCCAACACGGCAAGAAGAGAGCGCCCCCUAUGGACUGGAGCAAGAAGCAGGAGAUCUUCAGCAACUUCUGAGAACCACACAGAACCACACAGAACCUUCACAACAAUGUUCUUAAGUCCCUCAAGGUUGAUAAAGGUCUGGCACAGGGACACACCAUAACCAAUGUUGGCCGUGCGCAGUAGAUCAUCAGCCCGGAGACAAUUUCAUCGUGGGAAAUUAAUAGCAAAUGGCAGCCAAUGUUUUGUGGUGAGAGGCGAUAGGAGGACCUCACGCUGCGCACGGCUGACGUUCGUUAUGGUGUGUCAUGUGACAGAGCUUCACCAGCCAAUGUUCUGAGGUGAGAGGUGAUAGGAGGACCUCCCGCUGCUGCUCGGCUGCUCGUUAUGGUGCGUCAUGUGACAGAGCUUCAACAGCCAAUCAAGAUAAAAGGCUGCAGUGGCUCCGAAACAACUCUGAGAAAAACACAGAAAGCCUCUGUCCCCGGCAGGAUCUGAACCCUGGUCUCCCACGGGACAAACCAACAUCUUAACCAUUAGACAAAGAGGAAAUUCCCUGUGUGUCUGAGGGCCAACACUUAUUGUGAAGUCACACGCGGGGCUCCCUCAUCACGUGACCAUGAGCAGCCAUGACCGUCCCAUAUCUGCUACACCUCCAUAUACCACUACUAUGGAUUAUUACAGUACCUUAGGAUGAGGAUAAAUCAUGUUGAAGUAUUUAGCCAGGAUAAUUGACUCAGUUCCACUUGUUUCCAUGGCUCUUGUUUCCAUGGCUCUAGUUUCCAUGGCUCUUGUUUCCAUGGCUCCUAAACGUUUCUCAGAGCUGUGAUUUCACUGAAAGUUUUUUUUUCCUUCUACAGCAACUAGUAAGAAACAUUCACUGGCCCAACCACCACACACCGAACCCCACCCCACCUCUUCACCCUCCACAGAAAAACAGGGUGGAUUGUUUCCCAAAAGACUGAGAGGUGGGCCCGUAUCCACAAAGUGUCUCAAAGUAGGAGUACUGAUCUAGGAUCAGUUUAGAGUUUUUUUUUUAUGUCAUAAUGAAUACAAUAAAUUGUAUAGGGAAGGAUCUGAUCCUAGUUUUAUUAGAUCUGAGGUAAGAACGUCAGGACACCACAACAUCCGGGCCGGCUUACAGAUGUGACCCCUGUGGCCGAGUCUUCCUCUCACGGACCGGACUUCACGGUCACAGCAGAUGCUGCGCUAAGAUCUAACUCCAAGGCACAAUAAAGAACCCUUUUUGGUUCCAGAUAGAACCUCUUGUUCCAAAUAGAACUCUUGAAAGGCUGCUGUUUGGAACCUAAAGGGGUUAUCGUCUGACCUGACCUGGUUCUUACCUGGAACCUUUUCCAGAGGGUUCAACAGGGACAAAUGGUUCUACAUAGCCCUUUUGAGAGUAUAGAAGCGAGCUUCUCAGAUGUAUAAAUGAGGUACGUAGGAACCACAUCACGUCAUAGACACGGACGUCUGAAUGAUGGACAGACUGAGGGGAUGAAUCCUCUGACCGUGAGAUGAAGAGACGCUGAGAAACAGAGACAAACACUCAAAUUAGUGUGAUGGGCGUCACAGAGGUAGAGAAGGAAAGUCCAGGAUCUCAAUGGAUUUUCAGAUGAAGAGAUACGAGUUACUGAAGUCCUUUGUAAUGAGGGAAGAGGAGACACAUUGGGAAUUGGGUGCAUUACAUUGGGUUGACUGAACUCUACAGCAUAAAUGUUGCCUAGACUGCAGAGAGAGACUUGUGUCAAUGUGUAGGCCAACAAAUGCCUGAACGGUUCGCCAUUAAGAUAAAACCACUAUUUAUGUGAUUAUGACUGAUUUAUAUUAUUCUGUGAUAUUAUUAGCAAUUUGUUUACAAACUGUGUUCUUCUAGUAUUUAAAUAUUUGGUUUUUAUUCUGUCACAAUUUCCGGUUGGAAAGUAAGACACACCCAGCCAGCUUUGUCUGUCUCUGCUGUCCAGAACAGAACUCUGAGUUGAAGGAAGAAAUGGGAGGAGCCGGGUUAAGCUCUAGAUUUGUUUAUAUUUUGUGUAAUUAUAUUAUUGUUUGUGGUUGAAUCCCACUUUCGUUGUCCUCAAACAUUCAUCACUUUUUAGAGGAAUUCAUAAAUGGACCCAUUUUAGUUCGUUUGACUAGUUUGGUUACGAAGCUAAGCUAGUUUCAGUGCAGACCGAUGUCUCAGUGCCGGGAUUCAAUCAGAUCAGCGCUAGAUCUGCAUUGUAGCACGGAUGACAUUUAAAGGUAAUUGACAAUGGAGCCGACAUGUGCAGAAUUUGCCGUGAAUGCGGUCUUCUGCGAUCGCGGGAACUUUCCCUUUAAAAGGUGAAUAGUGAAUCCCGGCCUUACUUUUAAUGUGAUCAUCUCUCCAGUUGUAAAUUUGUAUCUAAUGUAACAAAGUUACAUUUAAUUUGAUCAUCUCUCCAGUUGUAGAUUUGUAUCUAUUGUAACUAAGUUACUUUUAAUGUGAUCAUCUCUCCACUUGUAGAUUUGUAUCUAAUGUAACUAAGUUACUUUUAAUGUGAUCAUCUCUCCAGUUGUAGAUUUGUAUCUAAUGUAACUAAGUUACUUUUAAUGUGAUCAUCUCUCCAGUUGUAAAUUUGUAUCUAAUGUAACUAAGUUACUUUUAAUGUGAUCAUCUCUCCAGUUGUAAAUUUGUAUCUAAUGUAACUAAGUUACUUUUAAUGUGAUCAUCUCUCCAGUUGUAAAUUUGUAUCUAAUGUAACUAAGUUACUUUUAAUUUGAUCAUCUCUCCAGUUGUAGAUUUGUAUCUAAUGUAACUAAGUUACUUUUAAUUUGAUCAUCUCUCCAGUUGUAGAUUUGUAUCUAAUGUAACUAAGUUACUUUUAAUUUGAUCAUCUCUCCAGUUGUAGAUUUGUAUCUAAUGUAACUAAGUUACAUUUAAUUUGAUAAUCUCUCCAGUUGUAAAUAUGAAUCUACUGUAACCAAGGCUAUUAUAUGAACACAAAGUGGACUGGACAUUAAUAUGAAAUAAAAUGACAAAAUAAAUGUUUAACACUGUCGUUCUGUAUUGCUGUAGAUGAGCAGUGGUAUGGUUUCUCUUUUGUUGCACCAUCUCUUCACAAUCAAUAUGAUCUAGAAUAAUUCUUAAAUGUGUUUUGAGGGGACAU
This is a messenger RNA of Oncorhynchus mykiss (rainbow trout), 3937 nucleotides long. NCBI's taxonomy places the organism in Eukaryota, Metazoa, Chordata, Actinopteri, Salmoniformes, Salmonidae. The record is from RefSeq and is a predicted model, not a curated record.